Molecule: messenger RNA, 1707 nt
Organism: Didymodactylos carnosus
Lineage: Eukaryota; Metazoa; Rotifera; Eurotatoria; Philodinida; Philodinidae
Source: the annotation of a GenBank genome assembly
AUGAAACUUUUAAUAUUAGCGUGGCUACUACUGUAUCAACAAAUACUAACUAAUCCUAUAGAUCAUCGUUCUUACGCAAAUUAUCAUGUGUUGGAAAUUGAUGGUGAUGAACAACAAUUGAAAACAUUUAGAUCUGAAAUAGAACAAUAUCCUGCAUACGAUAUUGAAAUAUGGCAAUAUGGUGGCGAUAAUAUUAAAAAUCUUCAUGUGUUAGUAUCACCAAAUUUUUAUACUAAAUUUUCAAAAAUUGCUGAUGAUCUUGAGUUGAAACCAGUUUUAAAAGUCGAUAAUGUGAAUGAGUUGAUCAAAUCACAGUUGAAAGAAAAUUUUAAUUUAUUGCUGAAUAGUAUUAGUAGUAGUAAACGAGAAGAAAUUGAAGAGCAAUCGCUAAAUUCAAAUCCACAUGUUAUACAAUAUGUACAAUCAAUUUUAGAUGAUGAAGCAAGUUUGUUAAAUGAUGCAGCUGGUUAUUUUCAGCAAGAAGAUUUAAAAGAUUUAGUUAAACGAAGUAAUCGUGUUUUGGGUGUCUAUCCAAGACUUCAACAUUUUUGGUUAAUGUUUAUGAAAGAUUUCAUGAUAUCAUUUAAGAAACAUAAACGAAUACGAUUGAUUACAGGAUCUUCAUUUGAACAACGUGAAAUACCAUUGUUAAUUAUCUCAACAAAUUUACGCGAAAAUUAUUCAAAAGUGAGAACGAAGAAACGAAUACAUGGGAAUCAUCGAAAAAAGUCGUUGGAAAAAAUUAUUAGUAAAAAUCGUUCUGAAAACUAUCGAAUUCUAUCUACUGUUGAACAAUAUUUUAAAUCGAUCAAUAAACCGGGAAUAUUUAUUGAAGCUGGAAUACAUGCCCGUGAAUGGAUUAGUCCAGCUGUUGCCUUGUGGAUGAUUGAUAAAUUGACAAAAACGUCACCAUUAAAGGAUAUAAAUUCACAAAACUUAAUUGAAAAUGUGAACUGGUUUAUAGCACCCUUGGUGAACCCAGAUGGCUAUGAGUAUACACAUGAAAAUGAUCGUUUAUGGCGUAAAACACGUAGCGUUGAAUAUGAUAAUUUACAGAAAACACAUUGCCGGGGUGUAGAUGGUAAUAGAAAUUUUGACAUAAAGUGGGGUGAAGAAGGAGCUUCAGCUGACCCAUGCAUGAACAAUUAUCAAGGUUCUAAGCCAUUUUCUGAACCCGAAAUGCAAUCGAUUGCUGAUUUUAUCACAAAAAAUUCAAAACAAAUCCGAGCUUAUGUCGCAUUGCAUUCUUAUUCACAAAAAAUUCUCGUACCAUGGUCUUUCGGUUUACCAAAACCAGAUGAUUACGAUACACUGCGCACAAUAGCUAAAAAAGCAGCAAAAGAGAUACAGAAAUUAAGUGGUAAAGAUUAUGAGGUCGGAGCGUCACCGGAGAUAUUGUACGCCGCUUCUGGAAAUUCAGCAGACUGGGUAAAAGCGAAACGCAACAUCAAAUAUUCGUAUGUUAUCGAAUUGAGAGAUAAAGGUAAAUAUGGAUUUCUUCUACCACCAAAAGAAAUUGUACCAACGGCACAAGAAGCAUUUAUAGCCAUUGGGACAAUUGUAAAAGAAGCGAUGAUUAAAACUAAAGAAAAAAAAGGAGAUCACGAUAACAUGAUUAAAAGUUGGUAUAAGCAAUUUAAAAAUAUCUUGUUCAAUGAUGAAUUUGAAUAUAAAGAUAAAACAAACCAAAAAUUUGACGCUAAUUGA